AGUUCUAAGUUUUCUAAUCCCAGGAUUUCAAGUCUGGUAAUAUAAGGUAUUUUGUUGUUUACAGAGGAGCGGAGAACUCUUCUUGUAAAAUAUUUCUGGACUCAUUCAAUUGUAUUAAUAUCAGAGAUGUGGUAUGGGUUCCAGACAGGUGAGCUGUAUUCAAGAAUAGGUCUAGCAAAUGUUUUGUAUGCUCUGGUUAGUAGUGUAGAGUUUUUGGAAAAGAAGCUUCUGUUGCAAAUCCUAGUUAUUUCAGAAAUGGCUCUUUCUAUAGAGAACAGUCCAAGUAGGAUGCCCUCUUAAGCAGCACUCCACUGCUUAAGUUGUCGAAAGUUGUCAUUCCCCUACCUCCACCCCAAAAAAAAAUCCAAGAGGAACUGCAGUGUGAGACGAAAUAAUUAGACUCUGCCAUUCAUUCCGUUUGCUGAGGCUCAACGAUUUACGCUCUUAAUAAAUUUGUUAAAGGUGGGAGGAUUGUGCUAAUCGUGAGUUCUGCAGUGUUGUUCUCUCUUCUGCCGCUGCUUGAUUGGGCAUCAUUUUUCCCUUCCAUAGUUCUGUGAGACGGAAGGGGAUAAGGAUAAAACACAUAAUGAAAAAAACAAAACAAAACUACCAGACUGCAAUAAUUCGGGCAGUGGUGUAUUAACCAUUAGGCAGACUAAGCACGUGCUUAGGGCACCAGGCCCAGAGGGCGCACCACAAAGUUGAGAAAGAAAAAAAAACCCAAUGAAGUUUAUACAGUAUGUACAAAGGAGAGGGCGGCACCAAGAUUUGUCAGUGCUUAGAGCACCAGUGAGCCUUAAUCCCCCAAUGAAUUCGGGCAAAGACAUAAAAAGAAAGUGAGACAAAAAAGCCUGUACACUGGUGGUCGUCCAAAUAUUUGCAAUAAGCUUCGGCACUAAACUGAAGGCUUCGCAGAUGGUUUCUCCCAGCUUCAACAAAAAAGAAAGGAAAGUGAAUUGUCGCUUGUCACGUGACACCAAGGACCCGUUGCUAGGAGACGAGUAAACGCUUACCUCCCCAAGGUGGAAUAUUGGACUGUCUGGGAGAAGAGCGGGUGAGCAGCAUGGAGAUUGUCUAUGUUUAUCUGAAGAAGCGCAGUGAAUUUGGUCGACAAUGCAACUUUUCCGAUCGGGCAGCAGAGAUCAAUGUGGACAUUCAGCCAGAUCCAGUAUUAGCAACAAAUUUUAUUGAAAGAGACCCCAUUGAUACUGGAGUGCAGUGUGCUAGUGACAUGUCAGAACAUGAGGUUAACACAGAAAGGUUUGAAAUGGAAACCCGAGGUAUUAACCACUUGGAAGGUGGCUGGCCUAAAGAUGUCAACCCACUAGAAAUGGAACAGACCAUUCGUUUCCGGAAAAAAGUGGAAAAGGAUGAGAAUUAUAUCAAUGUCAUUACACAGCUUGGCAGUUUGAUGGAUCACUGCAUCAAACAGAACAAUGCCAUCAAUAUCUAUGAGGAGUAUUUUGAAGAGGAGGAGACAGCAGCAGUUACUGAAGAGCCACCAUCCGCAAAAACUAUUAAUCUUUUCAGGGACCCGAACCCAAUUAAAAGAACUGCAACUCAUCUCUCUUGGCACCCUGACCGAAGCCGGAAGUUGGCCGUAGCUUAUUCCAACCUUGAGUUCCAACGGAGUUCAAAAGAUAUGUCCUACGACUCAUAUAUAUGGGACCUUGAAAUCCCCAAUAAACCAGAUAUGGUUUUCCAGCCUGCUUCACCUCUGGUUUGCUUAGAGUACAACCCCAAAGAUUCACAUAUCCUGAUUGGAGGAUGUUACAAUGGACAGAUCGCUUACUGGGACACCCGGAAAGGAUCACUACCUGUGGAAUUAACUGCAGUUGAGCUUAGUCAUCGAGAUCCUGUGUAUAAUGCUAUCUGGCUGCAGUCAAAAACAGGAACCGAUUGCUUCUCAGGCUCCACUGACGGACAGGUUUUGUGGUGGGACAUUCGCAAACUAUCUGAGCCCACUGAGACACUUGUUAUGGAUAUCAGUAGAAAAGGCAUCCUACAAAAUGCUUUAGGAGCCAUUUCAUUGGAGUUUGAGCCAACAAUGCCAACCAAAUUCAUGGUGGGAACAGAGCAAGGGAUUGUAAUUUCUUGUAACCGCAAGGCAAAGACACCUGCUGAAAAAAUUGUCUGCACGUUCAGUGGCCACCACGGCCCCAUCUAUUCUCUUUCAAGAAAUCCUUUCUACCCCAAGAACUUUAUGACUGUUGGGGAUUGGACAGCACGCAUUUGGUCAGAAGAGAGCAAAGAAUCAUGCAUCAUGUGGACUAAAUACCAUAUGGCUUAUCUCACAGAUGGGUGUUGGAGCACAACUCGACCUGCUGUCUUCUUCACUACUAAGAUGGAUGGGACCCUUGAUGUUUGGGACUUCCUGUUCAAACAAAAUGAUCCUACACUCCACCUGAAGGUUUGCGACGAGCCUCUCUUCAGUCUGCGUUUGCAGGAUAAUGGGCGUUUUAUUGGCUGUGGAUCCAAGCUGGGCACAGUAACGCUUCUGGAAUUUUCUUCUGGCCUCUGUACUUUGCAACGGAAUGAGAAGAACCUGGCCUCAGCAAUGUUUGAGCGGGAGACGAAGCGAGAGAAGAUUCUGGAGGCACGCCACCGUGAAAUGCGUCUCAAGGAGAAAACCAAGCUGGAAGGCAAGGAUGAAGAGGCCAAAGAAGAUGUGGAGGAAGAAAAGCCACAUGAAGUUAUGAAACGAGUGCAUAAAGAGUUCUUUGAUGUAAUUGAAGGAGAACUCAAGCGCCGUGAGCGAGCUCAAGCCAAAUCAAAAAUGGAAAAGGAGCGGGAGUUUGAAGACGAUGACAAUGAAGUAAUUCUUCCUAAGGUGGCACUUCGCAUUCGGCCAAUCAGCAUGGCAGAGCUGGAAGAAGGAGCCACACUCAUUGCUCACAAAGUGGAUGACCAGAUGAUUGUGCUAAUGGAUCCAAUGGAGGACCCUGAUGAUGUGCUCCGUGCCAACCGGUCACGAGAGAAAUCCUAUCUGUUCGAUGUAGCCUUUGAUUUUACUGCUACUCAGGAAAUGGUCUAUCGUGCCACCACUAAAGGUCUCAUAGAAGGGAUCAUCUCUGGAUACAAUGCAACCAUUUUUGCCUAUGGCCCAACAGGCUGUGGAAAGACCUAUACCAUGCUUGGCACUGAUCAUGAGCCUGGCAUUUAUGUCCAGACACUCAAUGACCUCUUCCAUGCUAUUGAGGAGACCAGCAAUAACAUGGAAUAUGAAGUGUCCAUGUCCUAUCUGGAGAUUUACAAUGAGAUGAUCCGAGACCUCCUGAACCCUUCCUUGGGCUACCUGGAUCUGCGUGAGGAUGCCAAAGGUUUCAUCCAAGUGGCUGGAAUCACAGAAGUCUCAACCAUCAAUGCUAAGGAGAUAAUGCAGUUGUUGAUGAAAGGCAAUAAGCAACGGACUCAGGAGCCUACAGCAGCCAACCGAACAUCUUCACGCUCCCAUGCAGUGCUGCAGGUCACCGUGCGCCAAAAGAGCCGCAUCAAAAAUAUUUUGCAGGAGGUGCGCAUAGGCCGACUCUUCAUGAUUGACUUAGCAGGCUCAGAGCGGGCUUCUCAGACGCAGAAUCGUGGACAGCGUAUGAAGGAGGGCGCUCACAUCAACCGGUCUCUGCUGGCUCUUGGCAAUUGCAUCAAUGCUCUUAGUGACAGGACAGGCGUCAAAUAUGUUAAUUACCGGGACAGCAAGCUUACUCGUCUUCUAAAGGAUUCUCUAGGUGGGAACAGCCGGACUGUCAUGAUUGCUCACAUCAGCCCCGCAAGUAGUGCUUUUGAAGAAUCACGCAGCACCUUGACCUAUGCUGAACGGGCUAAGAAUAUCCGCACCACGGUGAAGCGCAACCAUCUCAAUGUCUCCUAUCACAUUGCUCAGUACACAAGUAUCAUUGCUGAACUCCAUCGUGAAAUUCACCGACUGCAAUGCAAAAUUGAGCAACAAGAGCCCCGUCCAAUGCGGUCAGACAUCCGGAGUAUUCAAGCUGAAGUACAGCUCCAUGGGAAUCACUUUGAGAGGCAGGAGAUGGAUCAGCUCCGGGAACAGCUGAUCAGCACUUUUCGGGAACAGAUGGAUGUGCGUCGCCACCUCAUGGAGCUGGAGAAUAAUUACAUGGAAAUACAGAUUGAGAGCUCUCGCCAUCUCCUCACCAUUGCUGACUGGGAACAGGAGAAGACACGUCGAGCGCAAAAGUGGCGAGAGGAGCAAAGAAAAGAGAGUUACAACAAAGAUGAAAACGAGAAGGACUCUGACACUGGGGACGAACUCUCAGAUGUGCCAGAGCCACAGGAAGUGGCAGCAGCUCGGGAACACAUCACUAUUCUCCUGGGGGAGCAGGAUAAACUUCAUAAGCAGAAGGCAGAGCUGGAAAGGCGUUUCUGGGAAAUACGGCAGCGUGGGCAGCGGCUAGAGGAGGCCUUGCCGUGGUGCAUCAGCUCAGAAGAGCAGAGAGAGGUUCUGAGUUUGCUGUGUAAGGUACAUGAACUGGAAGUGGAGAAUACAGCCAUACAAUCAAGUACGCUUCUCAAGGACAACUUCAUCCAUCAUCAAGAGAGAGCUAUGCGUCGCUUUGAGCGCUAUCGUAGCCUCUGUCACCGCAUCAUUCAAGAACAACGACAGAUCAUUCAUGAGUCUCACCUAGUGGUGCCAUCCCAUCUGGAAGAACUGUAUCAGAUUUACUUGCAUGAGCUGGAAGAAGGGGCCUUAGAUCGAAUGGCAGCCAUGGAUCAAGCAGCUGUUAGAGCUCUUAAGGAGACUUCUGUGCCAAAGCUUCCCCCGCUCCCUGCAGAAAAUAUUCUGGACUCAGACCAAGAGAGUGUCAAGACGUUGGGUUCUGAGGGUCAGCAGCUGCCUUGGCGGGAUUCUCGGAAGAAUACCCUCCCACCCCUUGUUCCAGCGUCAGACAGUGAAGCAGUUCAGGUGUUCAAGGCGAGUUCUCGGGCUCGGCGGCUGAAGCAUUCAGCAGUGAUGACUCCACCCCCAAUCCAUGUCAACGGCAUGAUCAGUCAAGAGUAUACACCCCAGGAGAGUUUGCUUAUCCUGGGCAGCCACCAGAAUUCUUCCCCUGACAGCAGUGAUCACUGCUCUGAUGGCAUCUUGAUGCAUGGAGAACACAAGGAGAUGGCGAGCGGCAUCAAAAACAUUGCGGUGAAGGCUGCCCGGCGCCGUUCACGGGUGCUGGAAUCUGACAGGCUGAACCUGCUGAAGCCAACCAAGGAGCUCAGCAACCUCUCCCUCCACUCUCUGAGUGAAAGCGAGGAUACCCUCUGCCGGGAAACCCCUGCCCUCUGUCAACCCGCCAGUCCCAGCCUGCAACAUGCCAUCAGCGAGGACAAUCUGUCGAGCAGUACCGGGGAUACUGCUCCUGGGAGACAUGUACCCAGACGCUCCCCUGGUCCCUGGCUCCGGGUUAACAAAAAGGGAAGCAAGAAACUUGAGAAGAGGGAAGAAUCACUAGAGGCCAAGAGGAGGAGACGGCGGUCGCGCUCGUUUGAGGUUACUGGCCAGAGGCUCCAGGGCCCAAAGAACAAUGCCUCUCGACGACAUCCCUUGGAAAGCAGUUCUGAGCACAAGAUAAUGGCAACAGGAGGGAUGCACAAUAUCCGUAGCAUUGGAAGAGCUGCCGUGCAGUUGUCCAGAGUGAGGCUUCUACAAGUCCAGCCUUCCUCAGGUCCCAGUGAGGCAUCCUCUCUUUCUGUUGCUUCCCAUCAAAGUGGCAUCUCCAAGAAAAUAAGCCAGCCCAGUCAGUACCCUCCACGCUUGAACUAUGUCACAGUGAAUGGGACAAACCCUCCUGGCAAAGAUGGAAAGAACCGGCGAUGUUAAGCUUUGAAGGGACACAGGGAAGUUCAGAUGCUCCAGGGAGGUGCAUUUGAUGGCCAGUCAGAAUACUGUGGCUAAAGGCAUUAGAGGGAAAUAGCUAACUUAAACAGAAGGCCUAAAAGCUUGCCUGGUGGGUUGCAGUGCUGCUGCCAAGAGGAUUUUCUGGCCACAAAAAACUUUUAAUCUCCAGGACUAAGUUUCCCCAAAUUGAAAGGAGUAGUUGUCUGAAUGGGUACACAGAAGGCUGUCACCAGAUAUAUCCAGUGCUGUAAUACCAAGAUAGGUGUGGAAGAUUGGUUAUUGUGCAAGCACAACUCUAGUUUUUAAACUAUGUGUUAGAGGAGGACACAGUGCAACAGCAUUGGUGUAACCUGGCAAUAAGAUGAUAUGCUGUGUGCAUUUGCUGUACUUUUGCAUCAUUCUAAGACAAAUAAUUUUAACAUAUUUAACUAGCACCGUUCUACAGUGACCUUUGGAGGAAAAGGUUUGUGGACAACAUUUGAAACCACACUAUGUCUGCCUAUGGCCAUGAUUCUCUACUAAGGGGGCUGUUGUCAAUCAAACAUCAUCCUUAGUUUCAUGACUGGGAUAUACUUACCUUUGGGGUAAAUCCGUGUAAUACUUACACGGAUUUUUAGAUGAUCCUUUAACUGGGCUGGACGCAAGAAUUGUUUUUCCAAAACAAUGCACUAUUGUUUUUUUCAGCAAGUAGAUUUAAAAAAAGUAUGUGAUGGAAUCCCAAAUGUUGCCUUUUGUAUCUCUCUCUGUAAGUAAAAUGGGACAGCAAACAAUAUCCAAUACCAGCACCAGAGUAUUUCCAGAAUCCUUCCAGUCUCUUGUAGUUUUUGUUGCAAGGGUCCCUUCUUGCAAUAUGUGUGAUGCUUCAUAUUAUGCCAUCACAAAGAUCUGCUUAUAACAAUCUUUGCACAGGUUUGAAUAUAUCAUUGUCUAAUCCAGUUCUACUUUAUUUACUGCCUAAUUCUAAUGAUCGUAGAUUUCCCGACAGAAUCCAGCUGCUUUUGGCAUUCCACUUUCCCAUUUAAAAAAAAAAAUCUGAGUUCAUUUUUUUUCCAAUUGGGUCUGUUUACCUUUCUCUGUUAGCAACUCACCGCUAUCCCUUCUUGCAUUGGAUUUGCUAUGAUGGUAUUUAGGUUCAGUCACCAAGUUCACUGGGUACCAGUCCUUUAGUCACUAGUCACGCUGGCUGUGCUAAAGGCAAGAUUACAGUGGAAACAUGGAAUUUAAGAAGCAUGAACGCAACAUAGUGAACGAUUAAACAGCUCAAUUACAUAUUGAUGUCUUACACAUCAGUGAAUUGAAAUGGUGUGGAAUUGGAUAAAGACACAAAAGAUAAAGACAUGAAGAGGGAAUAAAAAUAAAAUGAAAUUUAAAGACCAACAAGAAGAAACAAGAAGCAGUGUUACAACUAUACAAAUAAAGACAUGAAAAACAGAAGCAGACACAGAAAACAAAGUCUCCAAGAAAUCUUCCAACUCUCAAAUUCACAUGCUGAAGGAAGUCAAUGGGCAGCAGUAACUGGUUCAAGUAAGAACAAAGAUGGAAUUUCUGAAAUUCUGCAUACUAAGGUUGUCAACAUGCAACACAUCUUAGAAGACUCAAAUCCAGCCACCAUUUGUGCAGUAGUCAACUUUAUGCUCCCAUGGUGUUAAUAAGGCAAAGCCAAUUAAAGAAAUAAAGACUACUAUUUUCAUCAA
Molecule: messenger RNA, 7539 nt
Organism: Ahaetulla prasina
Lineage: Eukaryota; Metazoa; Chordata; Lepidosauria; Squamata; Colubridae
Product: dynein axonemal intermediate chain 2-like
Exons: 33
Coding region: 1064-5827 (1587 amino acids)
Biological process (GO): outer dynein arm assembly; cilium movement
Cellular component (GO): outer dynein arm
Molecular function (GO): dynein heavy chain binding; microtubule motor activity; dynein light chain binding
Source: RefSeq, a predicted model, not a curated record